AUGGUUACAAAACAGCAGGAAAUCCCUCUUCCCCAUGGUGAUUAUGUUGUAGAGGGUACUCUUCAACACCAUGCCAGCUCUGAGAUCCAAGAGAGCCUUUUGGCUUCGGGGAAUGGCAGUUCGUUUUAUGGCACGGGCGUAGGGCUCGUUUUGUCAGAAGACCAGUACGCCUCACCCGUUGCGGUGUUCAUGAAGUUCGUGACGAAGGUGCGUGCUACACACCCACUGCAGCUUGCUUGGAUUUUUCUCCUCAUCAUCUUGGUGACUAGCGGUAAUGCCAUGCAGAUCAUUGGGUUGAACUUUUGGCUUCGCUACUUUCCUAAAGACGGUGCACCAGGGAAUUUCACAACCUUGGCUGUCUCCGCUUUGCUCUUCGGGAUAUUCUUUCUCGUCAUGCUGGUGGUAUAUAUUGUGGCGCGAAGACCCUCACUAACGUUUGCCUUGAGCGUGCGGGGGUGGUGGUUAAUAUUUCUCAUUGGCCUCAUGGAUGCAGUGAACAGUUCCAUGGCGAUAUAUGCGGCAUCAUACACACCUGAGGUGUUGCAGGCCCUCUUCAUGAGCGUUGUGCCAGUCUAUGCCGCAGGCUUCACAAAGUGGAUCCUGAAGGACCCCAGGAAGUACAUCAACGGCUGGGUAAUCACAUCGUUUGCCCUCAUUAUUAGUGGGGUUGUGGCGGCCUCCGCGUACCAGUUUGCGCGUGGAUUCAAGGAAGACGGUGGGGAUAAGGCAUGGUGGAGUGUGAUCUUCUUCUUCUCCGUGCCACCAACAGUACUGAUGAACAUAUGGCAGAGUUUGUAUAUGAUUGAGUUCACACAUGAUCCACUAUUUGAGGCGCCACACCUUCUACACAGACACCACAACCAUGAAGGUGUCUUGGAAACCCCAGAGUCGGGUGGUGGUCAUGAAAGAAGCUUCGACAUGAACAGCAGUGGUGCCCUUUCUUCCCAACCCAAUGAAACCAAUGAGACGCCUUGCGAAGGUGUCGGUGAGGAUCACGUUUCGGAUGUACCCUCGUCUUCGGGCAUUCUUCGCAUGCAAGGAACAGAUACAAUUGUGAAGCUUGUGAUGUUGGCGGGUGGGACAAAUAUUCAAUUUCUCUUGAUCAUGCUUACUCUUCCCAUGGACGCCCUUCCUUGGUGGGGCGGCAGCAACUCCGUGGGCGGCGCAUGGGAAAAUUUCACUGAAGGAAUUUGGUGCAUUUUCCAUUGUGACAAGAAUUAUUUAUUCUGCAUGGUGUACACAACGGGAUUCGUCUUCACGUAUAUCGGGUCAGCGUAUCUUAACCAAUACAGCGUCACAUUGUGCUCCAUGAUUGGUCAGCUUUCCUCGCCCAUAACUGCCCUUCUUCUGAUUAUUGUGCCACAAUGGGACCUGGAGAAGGGUUACACACCGUGGUAUAUGAGUGCUUUGGCGGUGGUCCUGCUUGCCAUUGGUUCACUCAUCUACGCCUUAUGGGAAGAAAAGACCGAUGACGAAAAACGGUGCGGCGAGCACAAAUUAAAGGAGGAACUAAUGGCCAAUAUGUGCCGUCGUGCUCCAAAUAUUCAACGACUAAAUUCAUCAACUCACGUCGGUCAAUAG
Trypanosoma grayi is the source of this 1581-nucleotide messenger RNA. RefSeq lists its product as hypothetical. The coding region runs from base 1 to 1581 and encodes 526 amino acids. The record is from RefSeq and is a predicted model, not a curated record. Lineage: Eukaryota; Euglenozoa; Kinetoplastea; Trypanosomatida; Trypanosomatidae. The transcript has a single exon.